Messenger RNA from Pelobates fuscus (common spadefoot toad), 1450 nucleotides. RefSeq names its product RING finger protein 223-like. NCBI's taxonomy places the organism in Eukaryota, Metazoa, Chordata, Amphibia, Anura, Pelobatidae. Gene Ontology annotation, biological process: protein ubiquitination. Bases 352 to 903 code for a protein of 183 amino acids. The transcript has a single exon. The record is from RefSeq and is a predicted model, not a curated record. Gene Ontology annotation, molecular function: ubiquitin protein ligase activity.
GGAAGAUUGGCCUAACUCUUGGCUAGAGUUUGUAGGAAACUUGAAGCUUAUUAUUGGUUACCAGGCGCUUGAGACAGCUACGUACAUACAAGAUAUCAGCAGUGAGGAACUUAAACAUGGAAGGGUAAUGAUUUUGAUGGCUCUCUGUACACGAUUUAGGUACCAGAAAUGUAAAGGCUCUAAAAAUAUGGGGUGACCGAUGAAAAUCCUUCAAACGUGUCUUCUGUUAAGACAGAAUCUUGGUGGCCAUACUGGAUCAUACAGUUUUCACACUGUGAUUCGUCUCUGAACCACCAGAGGUAAUCUCGAGAUUGUUAUUGGAUUUUGGAGAAUUGGUCUAGACGAUAUGACAUGGCCAUAGAAGAUGUGGACGAUGCGGACGAAGAGGAUCCCGAGGAGAUUGCAAUGGAAUGUUCAAUAUGCUACGCUAGUUAUGACAACAUCUUCAAGACGCCAAUGCUACUUCCAUGUUUACACACUUUCUGCAUGGAGUGUCUGUCCAGACUUUGCCUCUUCCUCAAACAAUCACAAAGCUUCCCUUGUCCCCUGUGUCGGACCUUAGCUCAAAUCCCCUUUGGUGGGGUUCCUAAAAUGCAGCCCAACCUGGACUUUGUCUCCAAGUUUCCCCAUGACAUGCGGAACCUACAGGAUGUGUGGCUGGAUGGACACAAGCUGUGCUCGGUGAGGAAGGAUGGUGGCGAUCAGAGUAAAGGCUCCCUGGUGACAGUUCUCCUCAUGCCAAGCCUUGUAGGUCCAUCACAACAGGACAGUGUGGUCUCUGUCAACCAACAUCUGUGUCGGAGCUUCUGGCACAGCAUUUGGGGCCUUGGUUUUGUAAUCUUCAUGUGUGGGCUGAUCCUAUUUACGGUGGUAUUUUUACCACUUUAUAUGAAGAGUACAUGAAAAGAAUUAUUGUUCUUAUAUGGAUGCCAUCACCUAUUCUGGAUCCUGGACGUGAACAUUUUAAGAAACUUGCCAUACACAGCAGACCGGAUUGGCUGGCAUUGCAUGGACAUUGGUACCAUCUCAUUAUAAACUCCAAAAGGCAGAACACUGCUCCUGUCAAUUCAUAGAUAAUACACUCAGGGUAAUAAUUCACUCAAGGAUAAAUUCCUAGGAAUAUGAAGUGAAUUUCAGAAUUUAGGUUUAUUACAGAGGGAUCAGAGCCCCAGUUUAUCACAGGUUAUUACAUCAGGAAACUUGCUGUAGAUUUAUAACGAUCCCAGAAUUCUAGAUUUAGAACAGCAGAAGUCAUUUAGACAUCACCGUUAUACUCUGAGCUUCAUGUUAUGUGAAAAUAUGGUAGAAUUGUAAUUUAAAUUGGAAUGAAGGCAGGAUUGCUGUAUGUAGAACAGAUAAUGGAUGUAUAAUUCUGAUUCUCUUUACAAAUGCAGAUUAUAUUUCAAAGUUACUAUGAAUGCCAUAAGAACUGUGAAUCUGCUGCAAGGUU